CCCACCAGAAGGCAGUCUCGCAACUAGGAAGCGUGAAAAAUGGUCGCAUCGAGUCCACAGCAAUACUUGUAGACAGUUGACUAUGCUAUGACCAAUACAUUAUUCAAGGGUGAAUGUUCAAAAGUGACAGUACAAAAGUGUAUGUCUAUUCUGCAGGAUUUAGAGGAUGUGAUCAAGAGGACCAGAGAGGCUGGAGUCAAAACACUUAUUUCUGUCACUGAAGAGCCCAGUGAGUUUGAAAGAGUUAUCCAGCUGUUUAAAAGCUACCCAGAUCUAGUUGCACCAUGUUUUGGAAUCCACCCAAUCCAAGGCUGUGGGUCCCAUGACCAGCGCAGCGUGAAGAUACAGGACUUGGAGCCUGCCUUGCCCUUGUUCCAGAAGUACAGAGAUGACAUUGUUGCAGUUGGAGAGAUUGGUCUUGACUUCACACCUUGGUAUGCCCCCACUUCUCAGGAGAGAGAGGAACAGUUAACUGUUUUCACCAAGCAAUUACAAAUAUCCAAGGAUCUGGAUUUGCCGGUGAACAUCCAUUCCCGAUCAGCUGCAAAGGUCACCAUAGCUACUCUGAAAGAACAGGGUAUCACUUGUGCUCUGCUGCACAACUUUGCAGGGAAACCAUCAGUGGCCAUGGAAGGAGUGCAGGCAGGGUACUUCUUCUCCUUCCCUCCAGCUGUCUGUAGGAAUGACCAGAAAGCCAAGCUGAUCAAACAGAUUCCAUUAGAACACAUCUGUCUGGAGACAGACUCUCCUGCCUUGGGACCAGAAAAACAUGUAAGGAAUGAACCCAAGAACAUAUCACUGGUCUGUGAGUACAUUGCUCAUGUCAAAGGAAUCACACCUCAAAUGGUAAUUCAUGCCACUACAGAUAAUGCCCUCAGAUUGUUCCCAAAAAUUAAGAGACUUGAGUGACACGUUUUGUAAUUAAAUUAAUGUUGUGUUAUCUCAUGCUGUGUUUCUGAAAAUGAAAUGGAAUUGUGAAAUAAAAUGAUCAAUCAACAA
Molecule: messenger RNA, 999 nt
Organism: Salvelinus fontinalis (brook trout)
Lineage: Eukaryota; Metazoa; Chordata; Actinopteri; Salmoniformes; Salmonidae
Gene: tatdn3
Product: TatD DNase domain containing 3
Exons: 9
Coding region: 88-909 (273 amino acids)
Molecular function (GO): hydrolase activity, acting on ester bonds
Source: RefSeq, a predicted model, not a curated record